Messenger RNA from Centruroides sculpturatus (bark scorpion), 2374 nucleotides. RefSeq lists its product as uncharacterized. NCBI's taxonomy places the organism in Eukaryota, Metazoa, Arthropoda, Arachnida, Scorpiones, Buthidae. Gene Ontology annotation, biological process: proteolysis. The record is from RefSeq and is a predicted model, not a curated record. The coding region runs from base 288 to 2231 and encodes 647 amino acids. Gene Ontology annotation, molecular function: metalloendopeptidase activity. The transcript has 15 exons.
CGAUGAUGAAGGUUUUCAACAUGGAUGUUUGACGUCAUUCUGCUUGGUAAGUAGUCUGUUAUGAUAGAGAGUUCGGAACGGACGUACAAUUGUAUACAUAUAGUAGAUUGCAUGAUAUGGUUGAACAGGAAACCUGCCGGCUAGGUGAGUUUUAGUAACAAAGCGACUCACCAUAUGGCGUUAUAUAUUAUUUCCUUUACAAUUAUACCCUGGGAAUGCCGAUUGUUGGAUGGCUGCAGAGAUGAAUAACAUAAUCCAACUCACGCUUAUCAUAAAUCUAUUCUGAUAUGAGGGCUUCAAAACUACACUUGUUCUUUUCUAUAAUACAGGUUAUUCAGAUAAGAAAUUGUUUUCUGCUCAAACAAAUUAAAAUAUCAGAUGACAUCGUGUAUCCACUUCUUUAUCAUACGCCAAGAGACAAAAGAGAUAUUAGUGAUAACACCAAAGAGAAAUUGCUUAUAAUUAGAACAUCAAAUACUACAUUUUAUAUAGAAUUAAUUCCUAAUAAUGAGCUUCUAUCUGAAGACUUCGAGUUUGAAGGAUUUACAUAUGAAAAUCAUUCAUCUAAUCCUUGUUUAUUUCACGGAAAGAUUUUGUCUCAAAGUGGAGGAAUGGCAGCCAUUUCUACAUGUGAAGGGGAUGGUAAAAUGCACGGUUUAUUAGUUAUACCAGAAGGAAAAUAUACCAUGCAACCUGCUUCUUCAAUGCAACCACAUCUCGAUUUUCCAAUAGAGAAAGAAUCAGUUCCUCACGUACUCUUAAAGAACACUGAAGAUAUAGAAAAAUUUUGCGCUACUGACCACAUUGCACCACCAGUUGAUAUAGAAGACAACGAAAUUCCUAAUGUACACGUAAGAAGACGAAGAUCAAAACCACGAUACACCAUCCGGAUGGCUGUUUUUGUUGACAAAUCAUUAAUUGAUCACUACUCUGAUAAGAAAGUUAACGUUAAAUUUGCUAUAUUAAAUAUAUUAAAUCAGGUUCAAUUUAUUUAUAAAUACGAUUCUUUGAAAACUCAAAUUGAUAUUCGUGUUGUUAAACUGGAUUUGAGCGUUGAUGAAAAGAUAAGAAGGUUUGUAAAACAUUAUGUAACUGAUAGAGAGUUCGGAACGGACGUACAAUUGUAUACAUAUAGUAGAUUGCAUGAUAUGGUUGAACAGGAAACCUGCCGGCUAGAUGACAUCGUGUAUCCACUUCUUUAUCAUACGCCAAGAGACAAAAGAGAUAUUAGUGAUAACACCAAAGAGAAAUUGCUUAUAAUUAGAACAUCAAAUACUACAUUUUAUAUAGAAUUAAUUCCUAAUAAUGAGCUUCUAUCUGAAGACUUCGAGUUUGAAGGAUUUACAUAUGAAAAUCAUUCAUCUAAUCCUUGUUUAUUUCACGGAAAGAUUUUGUCUCAAAGUGGAGGAAUGGCAGCCAUUUCUACAUGUGAAGGGGAUGGUAAAAUGCACGGUUUAUUAGUUAUACCAGAAGGAAAAUAUACCAUGCAACCUGCUUCUUCAAUGCAACCCAAAAUCAUUCUUAUAUACCAUCAAUUAAAAAGUGANAAAAAAGUUUUAGGAUUGGCUUGGGUUAACGGAAUGUGCCGAGAUAGAUACAGUUGUACAAUAUGUGAAGCUCGCAGUUUCGAAGCUGCUUAUGUCAUGUCACAUGAAAUGGGUCAUUGUUUAUCGAUGAUGCACGAUGGAAGUAAUAAUUCUUGCAAUCCAGACAAAUUUAUAAUGUCGCCAAAAACUGGACCUGGAAAAACUAAUUGGUCACCUUGUAGUAAUAGAUAUCUAGAAGAAUUCCUCAGGAUGCCUCAGUCCAGUUGUUUAUUGGAUGAUAAGAAUGCCCGUGAUUUAACUUCAGAAAUGGAUCCUCGAUUACCUGGACAGAAAUAUCCACCUAGAAUUCAAUGUGAAUACGCUCUUGGAAAAGGCUAUAAAAUUUAUAAUAAUUCUAAACCUCCUUAUAAUAACAUUUGUCGAGAACUUUGGUGUGUUCAAGGUUAUUGGGCAACACCCGCUCACCCUGCUUUGGAAGGUAGCAGUUGUGGACAAGACAAGAUAUGUUUACAAGGAGAUUGUAUUAGGAAAUUGAAAUCUAUACCAAAAAGACCCAGUUCAACAGAAAGAAGUCCUGUACAUAGUAAAGUUGCAAAUAAUAAUGAAAAUCAGUCUCCUACAUUUCUAGAUAAAAUUAAAGGUUUUGUGAGAAACGUUUUCGACAAAUAUUUUUCUGGAAAGUGAAAGUAUUUUAGAAAAAUAAAGUUUUAAGUCUAGCCUGAAAGUCAUAAACGCACAGUAGAAUCUUAUAUAUAAUCUCACAAAAAUUGCAAAGUUUAAAUGUAUUACUUUAAGAAUAAAAAUGUUGAAAUUUAAUUUAACAACUU